Durio zibethinus is the source of this 1110-nucleotide messenger RNA. Lineage: Eukaryota; Viridiplantae; Streptophyta; Magnoliopsida; Malvales; Malvaceae. The record is from RefSeq and is a predicted model, not a curated record.
AAAAAAGCCGGCAACAGGGUAAAAAAAACCCCAUCAUCAACCAGUCAACCCAUCACGAUUUUUUUCUCAGUUUUACUAAAACGAGAAAACGGCGUCGUUCAGAAACGACACCAAACAGAUUUGCAUUUUGCAGUCCCUGGUCAGCUCAAUGUUAUGAACCCUACUCUUGUCCGUUUGUUCUACCCGUUAACCACUUCCAUUUCAUAAGAAAAAAAAAAAAAAAAGAAUCAUCAGCUCCGGCGGACUCAUGGCGGCGCUCAUCGGAAAUCCGCUGAUCAAGGCAUUGAUUGUUCUUUUCUUGGUGUCAGUAGCUACCGCCACCGGCGACGCCCCCUUUAUCGUCGCUCACAAGAAGGCAUCGCUCAAUAGACUCAAAUCCGGCGCCGAACGCAUCUCCGUCUCCAUCGACAUCUACAACCAAGGGUUCUCGACGGCGUAUGAUGUGAGUCUUGUUGAUGAUAGCUGGCCCCAAGAUGCAUUUGAUUUCGUCAGUGGUAACACUUCACAAUCAUGGGAAAGGCUUGAUGCCGGUGGUCUUCUAUCACAUUCAUUUGAAUUAGAGGCCAAAAGACAAGGAAUGUUCUAUGGUGCCCCAGCAGUUAUUACUUUCCGCAUUCCCACAAAGGCCGCGCUACAGGAGGCAUAUUCAACUCCAAUCUUGCCCUUAGAUGUCCUUGCAGAAAGACCUCCUGAGAAGAAGUUUGAGUGGGCUAAGAGGUUGCUAGCUAAGUAUGGGUCUCAAAUCUCUGUGAUCUCAAUUGUGGUUCUGUUCAUCUACCUGAUCGUUACCCCAUCAAAAUCCAGUGGUGCAAAAGCAAGCAAGAAGCGCUGAGUAUUGUAGCUGAGCUGAGAAAAACUAAAUUAAUGGCCUGUCUGCACUCAAUGCAUGAGCCUUUCUUUCUAUUUGCAGUUAAAACAGGGUUUUCCUUCAUUUUUUAGAACCUUUGUCGUCGGGAUUUUUCUAAUUAAAUGGUUAUUAAAUGAGUUUAGUGCAAGAUGAAUCAGCUGAUUCUUACGGCCUAGGCGUAGGCUUGAUAAAAAAGGUGAUGUGAAGGAAAUAAUCUGUGACAAUAUUGAAAUUUAAUGCUUCUACUUAUCUUUUCUAUUUAA